Messenger RNA from Sinocyclocheilus grahami, 1650 nucleotides. Its product is annotated as solute carrier family 25 member 39-like. The transcript is spliced from 11 exons. The record is from RefSeq and is a predicted model, not a curated record. Lineage: Eukaryota; Metazoa; Chordata; Actinopteri; Cypriniformes; Cyprinidae. Gene Ontology annotation, biological process: mitochondrial transmembrane transport. Bases 3 to 1127 code for a protein of 374 amino acids. Gene Ontology annotation, cellular component: mitochondrion.
CUAUGUGUAAAACGUUUUUUUCCUGUUUUUCAGGUGGGGCCGGCAGGAUGAGGGAAGGGCCUGCAGUCAGGCCUUCGGCUGCUAUUACACCUGUGCAGCAGAUGCUGGCGUCUGGCACUGGGGCUGUACUAACAUCUCUUUUUGUCACACCACUGGAUGUAGUGAAGAUCAGACUUCAAGCCCAGCAAGUUCCCCUCUAUAAAGCCCUAGCAUCAGAAUCAAGACCCUGGGCUGGGGUCAUCCGCCCUUCAAAAUGGAAAUGCUUCCUCUAUUGUAACGGGCUGAUGGACCACGUCUAUGUGUGUCAGAAUAUGUCAAGCUGCUGCAGCUGGUACAAAACCCCUACCCACUUCAGCGGGACCGUGGAUGCAUUUGUAAAGAUUACUCGUAAUGAGGGGCUCAGGUCUUUGUGGAGCGGACUUCCUCCCACACUGGUGAUGGCUGUUCCUGCCACAGUCAUCUAUUUCACCUGUUAUGACCAGCUGCGAGACUUCCUGCGUUACAGCAUGGGCUAUCAGGGGGACCAUAUCCCCCUCAUAGCAGGAGGGUUAGCAAGAUUGGGAGCGGUGUCUGUGAUCAGCCCUCUGGAGUUAGUUCGGACUAAGAUGCAAUCCCGCAAGCUACCGUACAGCGAGCUGAUGGUGUGUAUCCGCUCGGCUGUGGCUCAGGAUGGCUGGUUAUCUCUCUGGAGAGGCUGGGGACCCACUGUUCUACGGGACGUGCCCUUUUCCGCCCUGUACUGGUUUAACUAUGAGCUAGUGAAGGCACAGCUGUGUGAGCGGUACAGGGCACCACAGACCUCAUUCACCAUCAGUUUUACAGCAGGGGCCGUCUCAGGAGCAAUCGCUGCAAUUCUGACCCUGCCGUUUGAUGUGGUGAAAACACGCAAGCAAAUCCAAUUAGGAGAAAUGGAGGCUCUUGGAGUAGUCUCUGUGAAGAAACCGUCCACCACAUGGAACAUGAUGAGGAACAUCUGGAUCGACAUGGGAUACAGGGGUUUGUUUGCAGGUUUUCUUCCAAGAGUGAUCAAAGUUGCUCCCGCCUGUGCUGUCAUGAUCAGCACUUAUGAGUUCGGGAAGACUUUCUUUCAGGAGCGUAAUCUGAAUCAGCCGAGAUGUGGACUUUGAGAUGAGCAGGAGGACCAGAGGUUUGUCCAGGAUGAUGAGGAAGCUGAGAGACUCCUCCUUGCCAACUACUGCAAACACAGAUGACUUCAGCCAAGCUUUGAGUUAGUUCUCUGAAAAGAAACUCUAAUUGUUGGGUGAUGUGCCUACUGACUGGCACAAGGAAUAAAAGCUGUGAGACGUAAACCACUACUUUGCAUCCGAGAUGAAAAACUUGCGUUAUGAUGCAUCAAUAAAUGCACAGUUUCCCCACAAACCCUGUGAUGCCUUAAUGAACAGUACCAAAGCAUGCUGGCAGAAACACUACCUCCCCAUAAUGCCCCACUUAUUGAAAUGGCUGCUGGUUGAACGUGACAUCCAGGUUGUUGUAUCUGCAGUGCAUGACUUGAGUCCCUUUUAUUAAAGAUACAGUGCUGCCCUCUGCUGUUCAUGCUGAAGAAACCUCAGACCGAAUGGAUAAACGGCUCAAAACUGAGCUUUACGGUCUUCAUUUUCAGCAAGUAAUUAAAAAAUGAGUAUUGUUUUA